GGGUGAAGGUCAAACACGGCGCGAGUAUCACUGUAGUCUUGUGCUGUGUGACGCUACCUUGAAGACCCGAGGGUGUUGGAAGGCAGGGUCGACGCGGAGAGUGAGCAUGGGAGUUCCUCAAGGUUCGUUGUCCUCGCGGUGGCAGUGUCUCAUGAGCUUGUCUCGCCGCCUCGUGUCGAAGUGCCAUUCCUCGCUGCAUCCCAUUAUCUUUCUGUCGUGUGAGGUGAACGUACCGUAGCAAAAUACAGAAAAGUAAAACAAGUAAGUGUCGCUAGCCUGUUGGUAACUAAACUAAAAUAUACCGAACAGAGACUCGAAACUCGCAUCUUUCUUUCUCGCCUUGCUUCACGGAUUCCGGGUAAAGCAAGAGAGGAAUGUGGAAAACUUGGAAGAAAGAUACAGAUGUUUACCGGCAGCAAUAACUCUACUGAAAGCAGGUCCAGUGGUUGUCAAACGUGCUGACAUACCUGAGAGAGACGCUCAUAAGAACAGACGAUCCUUUUUUGUGACUGGGAAGGACUUAUGAGCAGAGACGGACAUGAAAAGAAGAUACGUGGGACCAACACUUUGGAAAGUACAAUAAAAGAAAAUCAAAAGCUUAAAUAAGUAUCGGUAAAUAAAAAGAACUCGGUGCAUGAACGUAAUUACAGGAAACCAAAGAGAUAAAAGAUAAAAACAGAGUAACAAGUGCAGUGGUGUAAAAACAAAGAAAACUAUACUUAGCGAAAUACAAAAACAGGGCAGAGAAACGCUUUGAAAUACGAUUAUAUAUAAGAAGAGGAAAAAAACGCAACAGGAAAGCAAAACAAACGUAAAAAAAAAAAGCCACAGUCGCCAACACACUUGCUCAACAAAAACUCGAAAGAAAAAUAGAGGAAAAAUAUCGGAGAGGAUAGUGGAGAAGAAAAGCGAGUGAAGGAAGAAAGGCGUCUAGAAAUAUUAGUUAACACACACACACACACACACACACACACACACACACACACACACAGUCACACACACAGUCACACACACACCAAACAAGACCAUCUGCAAAGAGGGAAAGUAAACAAGGAAGAAUAAAAACCAACACUAAAGCAGGUGCGGAGAGAAAACGAAGAGAGCAAGAAAAAUGAGGGCAGCGUAGGGAAGCGAGAGGACGAGGAAGAGGAAGAGGAGGAGGAGGAAGAGGAGACCGCACGUGUAGGAGAACAAGGGAAGGAAGAAUGUACCAAAUCAGAUUUAUCGUCAUUUCUUGAACCCCGAGCAAGCGGGUGGAUGUAUCUGUGAGAGUGUGGUGAGUGUGGAGACUGCGUGCGUGGUCGAGUCUACCUCCUAGUUCCACGCGUCGCUCUGAGGCAGUGUGGGGAGUGAGCGCCUCGCGAGCAGCACAAUGGACACUGGUCUCCACAUGUGACAGGCUGAGAGAGCGGUGUGUCUACGCCCAGAGCCGAGGCAGCCUGAGAUUGGCUCUUAGUCUCCUUCUUCACGUCUGAGCCAGCUGGUGACUUGAAGGAGAGAAAUAGAAGUCUCAAGGAAUUCCGAAUAGUAAGACUUUGAAGUGAAUUGAAGUGAAAAACCGAAAAGAAGCGGAAAAAGACGAAAUCAGAACGAGAACAGGAAGCGACAAACAGUUUCAGCAACAGAAACAAACAUAUGAACCAAAUCCCAGAAGGAGGAUGUAGCAUUAAAGCAAAUCAUUCUGGCGCCAUAAAAUGCUAGUGACGCAAACAGAAGUUACGAGACUGACCGGAAAAAGGCGAGGAGACGGACCAGAGAACUAACUUUACCCAGGAACAGACGAGGUGAAGGACGCCGCUAACAACCACGAAGAGUCACUGAGUUAAACCACAAAGGAGAAGUGUCAGAAGAAGAAGAAAAAGCACCAACACUAAUAACAAGACACACACGACUGCGUUCUCUUCGCCCUUUCUCGGAUCUGCCUUCACCACCUCACCGGAGACAAAGGCCACCUGUUGCUUUUGAGAGAGAGAGAGAGAGAGAGAGAGAGAGAGAGAGGGAGAGGGAGAGGGAAAGGGAGUAUUCUCUCAAACGUGGUCUCGGAAGCUCAAAUUUUCCCUCACUUGCUCCUCUUUGUUACUGGGGAAAAAUAAUAAAGUCCCCCAUUGUCCUCGUUGCCUCGACGCAUUACUCCACCCAACGCCCCUCCUCCGUCUGUCCCUUCUCCUCCACCUCAUCCUCCCCCCAUCUACCUCCCGAGGAAGAAAGGGAAGGAAAGAAUAGACGAAGUAUAAAAAAAAGGUGUGGGAAAAAUUACCUUCCACAAUAGCAUCGACUGUUUCCCCACACGCCCAGCUCUCACAAACGAAGGCCUCCUCCUCCUGCCCCGCCACUCCUGCUGCACAUUGAACAAGGAAGAAAAGAGCUCCUAAAACCGUUUCUUCACCCAGUUCUUUUUCACCCUCGCACAUACACCCAUCCCCGCAUCGUUACUCCGCCCCUCACACCCAUCUCAUACUCAACAACCCUUCGCCAUGGACCAAGCCGAGGGGACGCCGAGCCCUGGGGUGUCCGUGGCCCUCACCCUCAUAACGACCCUUCUCAACACGACACUGGACGACUACUACUACUCGCAGCCCUGCCUCGACGAUGCUUGCAAUGCCUCCGCCCUCGCCUCCACCACCCAGCCCGACGCAUACAGCAACGGCAGCAGCAGCAGCAGCAAUGCGACGGCGAGCUACUGCACGUCGGCGGGGUGGAAGGACUUCCGCGAGAGCUACAAGCCGGUGCACGGGUGCAUGUCGCUGGUGGUGUGCGUGUUCGGCUCGGUGGCCAACGUGAUCAACAUGGUGGUGCUGACCCGCCGCUCAAUGGUGUCGCCGACCAACGCCAUCCUGACGGGCCUGGCGGUGACGGACCUGCUGGUGAUGGUGGAGUACAUCCCGUACACGAUGCAGUACGUGUGGCAGUGGGAGUCCCGCACCGAACAGUUCUCCUGGGGCUGGGCCGUCUUCAUCCUCAUCCACGCCCACCUGAGCCAGGUCUUCCACACCAUCUCCAUCGGCCUCACGGUGACGCUGGCCGUCUGGCGUUACAUCGCCAUCGCCUACCCGCAGAACAACACCACCUGGUGUAACAUGAGCCGCACGCUCAGGGUCAUCGCCGCUUCUUUCUUCUGCUCAGUUAUCUUCAAUAUCCCUAAUUAUCUCAACUUCACCAUCAUCCCGUUCACCUAUAACGGCGAGACGCUGUACCGGGUGGACCUGAGCCGCCUAGCACUAGCCCACGGGGAGAUUCUCAAGAACAUCACCUUCUGGAUCUACUCGGUCAUUCUGAAACUGCUGCCGUGCGUAGCUCUCACCAUCCUCUCGAUAGCAAUCAUAAGGGAGCUGCUGCGCGCCGCACGUCGCCGAGCUCAACUCAUGAACUCGUCGGGUCGCGCCAACGACGCAGAGCGAGUGGCGGACAGAGUCACCAAGAUGCUACUGGUCAUUCUGGUGCUAUUCCUGGCGUCUGAGGUGCCGCAGGGCGUCCUCAGCCUCCUGACGGUCAUCCUCGGGUCAGAGUUCUUUCCGUGUUACAGCAACCUCGGCGAGAUAAUGGACAUGUUGGUGCUGCUCAACAGCGCCAUCAAUUUCCUGCUGUACUGCGCCAUGAGCAAGCAGUUCCGCGACACGUUCAGCGAGCUGUUCAAGCCGUGCUGCACGCCCGUCCUUGGGGUCCGCAAGAAGCGGUUCCUCCCCAGUUGGAUGACGGGCACCUUCACCGACCCCGGCACGGAGAGCAACAACACCUGCAUCACGCACGUGUAGCGAGCGGUGUGUAGGCGGCGGCGGUGAGGGCGCGGAGGCCCUAUCGCCUGCUGAUGGAGGAGGACUAUGAUUAAGACAGGAAUUAAUGUUGAACGUUUAUAACGCCACACGCUAUGAUCUCCUCCGUACACACGCGCCGAGCCCCAGACGUGACGCUGAAACUAAUGGACAGAUAGGCUUGAACGGAGCGGUGGCAAACACGUGAAUACAUCAGCGCGAUCACGGCAGCUUUCCUGGCGCACUCGAGAAUGAGGCGGCGGGAACCAGCCCUCCCCGCCUGGCCCCUCCCCCGGACACAGCACAGCAUGCUACACCUUAGUCCGCCAGCCACCUCCCCCUCGAAGUCACCUCACCCGCCCUCGCCCUCCCCCUGUCCAUAACAUCUCGGCGUGUUCCCCGCCGUGCGUGUACCCCCGGGAGGCGAGGACGGGCGGUGAGCAGCGGCAGUGAUGAGCCGCGUGGACGGACAGGACAAGACCUUUAUUUGUAUUUCCUGAGUGCUUGUUAACGUGGCGCCGCCCACCGUGCAGGGACGACGAGGCGAGGCGCGAGGAGGCACACGCCCCGCGCACCUCAUUAUCGGCGGUAAGAAGGCGUGUGAGCAGCUGCCGUGGAGGACAAAAGCAAAUUUGCCAAGUUGUCACGAAAUGGCUGCCGUGUGUCUGUCCUGGAGUCCUCCCAAUCCUGCGAGGCCCCCAGGACACGGCCGCGUCCACAGAGUACAAUAGAAAGUCAAUUAGUUAAGGUUCGAUGACGGUGUGUGUACCAUACGCUUUGCCGGGGUUUGUAUAGAACGGUAGAGGACGAGGACGUUUGUAUGUAUGUAUGUAUGAUAUGUGUAUGUAUGAUAUAUGUAUGUAUGUAUUAUUAGUGUUACUACUAUUAUUAUUAUUAUCAUUAUUAUUAUCAUUAUCAUUAUUAUUAUUGCUACCUUAAGAGAACAGAGUCAUUGUGUAUCGGUGUACUGUUUUUGUGUACAUUUUUAACGGUGUUUAAGUUAAUCCGUGGCCCGGAAGGUGCCGUCAUAGGUGUGACUUGGAAUGUUACGUAUUAUUAUCCAUCUGUUUGCCGAGACUCGCCCCACCACCCGCCUCCCUCACCCUUCCUCCUACCUCGUCCCCCUCCAUCGCCUCUCCCUCCUUCCUCCUUUGCUGGGGCAGUGAAUGAACACUGUAUUCCUCACUCCAACACUUCCUACACGCACCCACGAAUUCCCCUCCUCCCCCUCCUCCCCUCUUCCUCCUCCUCCUCCUUCUCUUCUUCCCUCCUCUUCCUCCUCUCUCUGUGUUAUAUUUGUAGGCAAUUGUUUGUUCCGUGUUUUCCAGAUGCAUUUCAGCAAGAGGCCAUUGAGCUGGUUUAUGUAGUAACUCCGUCUUGUGUGUGUGUGUGUGUGUGUGUGUGUUUGAGACCCAACAAGGUUUAAUAUUAAUGAGAAUAUUAUUGUAAAUGACGUCUUAUUCACCCACCCCCCACCCCUCCUCCUUCUCCUCCUCCUCCUCCUCCUAUUCUUAUUCCUCCUCCUCUUCCUUCUUCUCCUCUUACUUCUCCACUCUCUCCGAUAACCAUUAAUGUAUUUUUCUUUGGCCAGAUGGAAUAUUGAAUAGGACGUGGGAUGAGAAAAUACACACACACACACACACACACACACACACACACACACACACACACACACACACACACACACACACACACAAA
Molecule: messenger RNA, 5447 nt
Organism: Eriocheir sinensis (Chinese mitten crab)
Lineage: Eukaryota; Metazoa; Arthropoda; Malacostraca; Decapoda; Varunidae
Product: G-protein coupled receptor dmsr-1-like
Exons: 3
Coding region: 2475-3752 (425 amino acids)
Biological process (GO): G protein-coupled receptor signaling pathway
Cellular component (GO): membrane
Molecular function (GO): G protein-coupled peptide receptor activity
Source: RefSeq, a predicted model, not a curated record